AUGGCGCUGCAUCGGCCGGUGAGAAGUGGACCUUCCCCGAGGGAGACAUACAUCGCCUUAGCCCCAGGUACAGUGGCAGAUCAUGAGGCCUAUCUCAGUCGAGAUGUCAUCAAAGAGGCACUUGAUCAAAGAUCCAAGUCUAGAAGCCGAUGGGUGGGCAAUAAUCUUGGCACGUACACUUUGCCUGUUGAGUUCACAUCGCUUUUUGUUCGAGCCGGAAUUCAGGCUGAUCGUCAAAGGGCAGGCCCGAUACCUUCUUGCAAGCAUUAUUCUCAUGGUGAAUGUCUUGACAAAAAAGGAUCGAGUGAAGAAAACCCAUGUCCAACUUGCAAGAUCGAAGCAGAUAUCAUACAACAGGCAUUGAACAACAGUGGUGAUGGUGGUAUUUGGGACCUAGUUGUGAAAGCAUACAACCAUCCAAUCGCCAAAUUCCUGAAUUGUAUCAAUCUCGUGUUUUGCGCGCAUUAUUUUAAUUUGGGUGGACCAAUCUUGAGAGAUUUCUUCAACACUCCCCAGUAA
Puccinia graminis f. sp. tritici CRL 75-36-700-3 is the source of this 519-nucleotide messenger RNA. RefSeq lists its product as uncharacterized. The transcript has 2 exons. Lineage: Eukaryota; Fungi; Basidiomycota; Pucciniomycetes; Pucciniales; Pucciniaceae. The record is from RefSeq and is a predicted model, not a curated record. The coding region runs from base 1 to 519 and encodes 172 amino acids.